Molecule: messenger RNA, 1325 nt
Organism: Brassica rapa (field mustard)
Lineage: Eukaryota; Viridiplantae; Streptophyta; Magnoliopsida; Brassicales; Brassicaceae
Product: indole glucosinolate O-methyltransferase 4
Molecular function (GO): O-methyltransferase activity; protein dimerization activity
Source: RefSeq, a predicted model, not a curated record
AUGUCAAACCAUCUUCAAGUGCCCUGCCCUAAACCGGUUUCAACCAAAGAAGACCAGGAAGUCGACGAGAAAAUGAUUAGCUUGCACGCUGAGAGCAUCCUGAACACUAUAGCUUUCCCCAUGGUCCUCAAAGCUGCCUUGGAGCUCGGCGUCAUCGACACCCUCGCUGCUGCAGGCAACGGUACAUGGAAAUCACCGUCUGAGAUAACGGCUAAUCUCCCAAUCAAACCCAAGAACCCGGAGGCGCCUAAUUUGCUAGACCGGAUGCUGCGAUUACUCGUAAGCCACUCGAUCUUGAAAUGCCGUGUCAUUGAAACCGGUGGAACCGGAAACACCGAGAGGGUAUAUGCAGCCGAACCGGUUUGCAAAUUUUUCUUGAAAGAUAGUGAUGGUUCUGGUUCUCUUGCGUCUCUGUUCUUGUUGUUCCAUACCCAAGUCCAUUUCAAUACUUGGGACAAUCUUAAAGAUGUAAUACUAGAUGGAAAGGAUGCAUUCAUCUCAGCACAAGGCAUGCCACUUUUUGAAUACAUUAGUUCGGACCAACAAUUCUCUGAGGUGUUUCACCGGGCCAUGUCAGAAUCUGCCACAAUGGUGAUGAAGAAGGUUCUAGAGGUUUACAGAGGAUUUGAAGAUGUUAACACUUUGGUUGAUGUAGGAGGAGCAACUGGCACCAUAUUAGGUUUAAUCACUUCCAAGCAUCCUCAUAUCAAGGGUAUUAAUUUUGACUUAGCCCAAGUUUUAACCAAUGCUCCAUCUUAUCCAGGAGUUGAGCAUGUCUCCGGAGACAUGUUUGUAGAGGUUCCAAAGGGAGAUGCCGUCUUUAUGAAAUGGAUACUACAUGAUUGGACGGACGAACAUUGUAUAAAGCUUCUGAAAAAUUGUUGGAUGAGUCUUCCAGAAAAAGGAAAAGUGAUCCUUGUAGAGAUGAUUACACCAGUAGAACCAAAGCGUGACGACUUUUUCUCAAACAUCGUGUUUGCCAUGGACUUGUUGAUGUUAACACAAUGCUCAAAUGGUAAAGAAAGAUCUCUUUCUCAGUUUCAGAAUUUAGCAUUUGCUUCAGGGUUUCUACGAUGUGAAGUUAUUUGUCAUUCCUAUUCCUAUUCUGUAAUUGAAUUCCAUAAGUAGAUUUGGAAUUUAGGAAAAUAAAAGCAUAUGGAGCUUUUCAGUUCUUGAUGGUUUUCUAUUGCAUGGAAUAUAGUUUCAUGGUAUUGGCUGCUUGUAUUUUUCCUUUCAACAUUGUGUGGUGUGUAAUAUUAACGAACUGUGAUUGUGAUAAGUGUUAAAGCGUGUUGUGCUUAUGCUAAAACUAUUUUUAACCUAAA